Trichomonas vaginalis G3 is the source of this 276-nucleotide messenger RNA. Its product is annotated as cystatin/monellin family. Bases 1 to 276 code for a protein of 91 amino acids. Gene Ontology annotation, molecular function: cysteine-type endopeptidase inhibitor activity. The record is from RefSeq and is a predicted model, not a curated record. The transcript has a single exon. NCBI's taxonomy places the organism in Eukaryota, Parabasalia, Trichomonadida, Trichomonadidae.
AUGUCUUGCGGCGGAGGAUGCUGCUGUGGUGCUGCUAAGCCAGCUAACGUUCAGGAUGAACAUGUUAUCCAGGCUUUCAAGGAUGCCAUCGCUCUUGGCAACCAGAAGAACGGAACAACACUUGAAUACAUCCAACUUCUUUCCGCUACACAGAAGGUUGUCUCUGGCUACAUCUUCGAGGGUGUUGUCAAGACAAACGAUGGCGACUACAAGGUCAAGAUCUGGUGCAAGCCAGGCAACACAGAGAAGGAACUUCAGCUCUUCGAGAAGGCCUAA